Molecule: messenger RNA, 717 nt
Organism: Ananas comosus (pineapple)
Lineage: Eukaryota; Viridiplantae; Streptophyta; Magnoliopsida; Poales; Bromeliaceae
Product: leucine-rich repeat extensin-like protein 7
Exons: 3
Coding region: 1-717 (238 amino acids)
Molecular function (GO): protein binding
Source: RefSeq, a predicted model, not a curated record
AUGGGCCGCCAAAGGAUGGUGGCGCCGUGCGGCGGCAGAGACUGCGCGGUAGUAGAGCUGGCCACACGCGCAGAUGGCCUCCAGGACGGCGCCCUCACUGGCCUCGCCCUCCUCCACGAGCUCGACCUCAGCAACAACCGCUUCGUCGGCGCCUUCCCAGGCGUCAUCCUCGACCUCCCCGCCCUCCGCUACCUCGACCUCCGCUUCAACGAGUUCGAGGGCCCCAUCCCCGCCGCCCUCUUCAACCGCCCCCUCGACGCCAUCUUCCUCAACUCCAACCGCCUCCGCCGCCCCAUCCCUGCCAACCUCGGCGACUCCUCGGCCUCCGUCGUCGUCCUCGCCCACAACCAACUCGGCGGCUGCAUCCCGCCCUCCAUUGGCUGCAUGGCCGACACCCUCAACGAGAUCGUCCUUCUCGACGACGGCCUCGCCGCCUGCGUCCCGCCCGAGGUUGACCUCCUCCGCCACCUCACCGUCUUCGACGUUAGCUUCAACCUCCUCCGGGGGCCCCUCCCGUCCUCCCUCUCCGGCGCCGCCGACCUCCAGCAGCUCGACGUCGCGCACAAACGCCUUACGGGCGCAGUCCCGGAGGCCGUCUGCGCGCUGCCCUCUUCCCUGUUGCUACGCCCUCUAUCGAGUUCGCGGAUGAGGAGGAUGAGUGAGAAGACGAAAAUGGCGAAGGGCAAAAUGGUCAUUUUGUCACAUUGUUUGCUCUAA